Messenger RNA from Peromyscus leucopus (white-footed mouse), 1557 nucleotides. RefSeq names its product zinc finger protein 597 (gene Znf597). The record is from RefSeq and is a predicted model, not a curated record. The coding region runs from base 265 to 1536 and encodes 423 amino acids. Gene Ontology annotation, biological process: regulation of DNA-templated transcription. NCBI's taxonomy places the organism in Eukaryota, Metazoa, Chordata, Mammalia, Rodentia, Cricetidae. The transcript has 3 exons.
CGCGUCUCGGCUGGGCGUGGCUUCGUGCCGCUGGCCCGGCGGGGCGAGCCUGUCAGCGCUGGGGCUGCCGAGCGGGUCCCUGGCGAGGCUGUUUUGGAGGAAGAUGCCGUCGCCUCAGAUUCUCAAAGGAGCCUGAGGGUUUCGAGGAACCUGAGGGGGCGUGGAAAGGCCUGGCAGCCGCAGCGGAGGUUCGAGGGACUAGUCUCUCCCCUCGAAGUGUCCCCCAUCGUGGGGACUUGAAGGAGGACCCCUUGGCUUCCCCACAUGGCGUCCACGCUCAGCACGUCAGAUGAGCAGGGACCACAGCUGUUUGAAGAUCUGGAUGUGUAUUUUUCUCAAGAGGAAUGUGUGAGUCUGCCUCCUGCCCAGAAGACCAACAGCAGAGAAGCCCCACUGGAGUGUUUUGAGGAUUUGGACUUGAUAGGAGGGGAAGACAAGACUGAACCCAGUCAGCAGUUAAGCCUAGAGUCUAUGGAACUUGAAGAGCUGUCCCUGGACACGCACUCCACUGCAGCACCCCUCGUGCAUUCCUCCGAAAAGUCUGAGGAUGACGUUGGAACACAUGAAAGGAAAAUGUCAGGCGGAACUUUGACUUGCAAGACCAAAGUUAUAAGCCUCUUGGUCACCAUUGAAAACCAAACCCCAUUAGUAGAAUUAUCUCAAUGUUUAGGAGUCAGAACACUUUCUGAUAUUAUUGAAGUUCCCUGGGAAGAAGCCAAAAAUGUGUACAAGUGUCCUGACUGUGACCAAAGCUUCAGUGAUAACACAUACCUUGUUCUGCAUCAGAAAAUUCAUUCACGAGAGAAAAGGUACAAAUGUAGUACCUGUGAGAAGACCUUCAGUCACAGAACUAACCUGAGGACACAUAAGAGAAUCCACACUGGGGAGAAGCCUUACAAGUGUACCAAGUGUGCUGCCAGCUUCCGGCAGCAGUCACACCUGUCCCGACACAUGAAUAGCCAUAUGAAGGAGAAACCAUAUACAUGUAAUGUAUGUGGGAAAGGUUUUAUGUGGCUUCCAGGAUUGGCAGAACAUCAGAAGAGUCAUGCUGAUAAAAAGUCUUAUGAAUGUGCUGACCGUGAUCAACAUUAUUGUCAGGAAACAAAUCUGGCUUUGCCUGAAAAAACAGGCUCAUCAGACACCCCAUUCCAGCACGCUCAGUGUGUGAAGAGCUUAGAGCAGCCCUCAUACCCUGCUCUCGCUGAGAAGGACCAUAAGGAGGACUCUAAGAACUGCAGUAUUGACGAUGAAGACUUUUUUUCAUUCUCCAGAUUCAAACCUUUACAAUGUCUUGAUUGUGACAUGACCUUUCCUUGUUUCUCAGAGCUUGUUUCUCAUCAAACCAUUCAUGACAUGGAAAAACCUCAUAAGUGUAAAACAUGUGCAAAAACUUUUGCUUUAGAAUCAGAACUUGCAUCCCAUGAGAAGAACCACAUAAAGGAAGAACCUUUCAAAUGUACGGUGUGUGGGAAGAGCUUUAGAGUGAAUAUGCAUCUCAUCACUCAUAAACGAACCCAUAGGAGAAACACCAAGUAAAUAUAAGCUUUUGCUACUGUG